GCAGGCAGGCAGGGGGCGGACGGGCAGGCCUUCGACUCAAGCGGAGGGAAGGAAAAGACGAAAACAUGCCCUUCGCUAGAGACUUAAUUCACCCAUCCUUCAAGGAAGAAAAGAGAAAACAUAAAAAGAAACGCCUGGUGCAGAGCCCAAAUUCCUACUUCAUGGACGUCAAGUGUCCAGGAUGCUACAAGAUCACCACAGUGUUCAGCCAUGCCCAGAUGGUAGUGCCCUGUGUCGGAUGCUCGACUGUUUUGUGCCAGCCAACAGGAGGCAAAGCCAGGCUCACAGAAGGCUGCUCAUUUAGAAGAAAACAACACUGAACUGUUCAUGUGAUGCUGUACAUGCUACCACUGGAAGCCUUAUUUGUCCAACAGUGCUGGUUAAUCUAGCAAGUUAAUUAUGUCCGGGUGGACCUCUUGUCUUAUGUGCAAAUCAUGCGUGUAUGUUUGAGGAUAACUGAACUCUAUUUUUAUAGAUUUUAAUACAUAAUGGAUGCUGAAUGGAUAGGGCUCUUAAUUACAAAAGUAAUUUUCAUACACUUGGUGCAUUUUUCUUUUCAGCGAUGUCAGGUUGCUAUGGUAAAGAAAUGUACUUGAUCGUCUUGCAAAAUCUGUGUUAAGAGUUAAGGAAGAGGAACUUGUAUUUUAAUUCUGCUGAUUUUGCAGCUUUGGGCCCCAGCUUUCUGGGAAUAUCUACUUUGUAAAUCCCCUUUGAAGUGAAUAAAAGCUAUGCAGGUUCAGCUUGUUCCAAAGCCCCCAUUUAUUUCAGCAGAGUUCUGCCUAGAAGAAAUUCCCAUAGAUCUGCUAAUAUGUUCCUGGCUGUUCAAUGAACUGGGCAUCACUUCAAUUUGUCUGCUUGCAUUGUUAUUAGUCUCAAUCAUAAGUUAUGUGAAGAUGCAGACCCUUUAAACUCUCCUGAUUUUUCUUUAUGAAGAGUGGCCACAUGCAAGGUAGAGCGCACAUUUUGCAUGCAGAAGGUCCCAGGUUCAACCUCUAGCAUCUCCAGUUAAUAGGACCAGGUGUCAGGAAAGAGUCUCCACCUGACCAUGGAGAAUCACUACUGGGCUAGAAGGAGAAACAGUCUGACCUGGGAUAAGGCCGCUAAAUUCACAUAUUCUUGAAAUUUCACUUUGGCCUUUGACUAUAUGGCUUCUGCCCUUGGCUAUAUAUUACCACCAUGAACUAUAUUGGGCAGUCAGUGAAACUAUUUGCACUUCACUGACAAUUGCCAGUAGGGUAAAUAAUCACCUACUAUACUAAAAUUUGAGACAGAAAUUCCAGAAAAGAGUUUUAGGUUGUGGAUGGGUCAAAGUGUUGCUGCAUUCCUGAAUGGUUUGACGAAUGAUUUGAGGAAUGGUUUGAAGUAGCAGCUUCAUUGCAAAUGUUCUUGAAUCAGGAGGAUUUGUGUUGCUGUUAUCCUAAUGCUCACAGUCUGUGACUUAUUUUUCAUUUGAUAACAUCCAAAAUGUAUCCAACAUCUGAAUAAAAAAAUAAUAUCUAAAGAAACCACAAUUGAAGCUAUGGCACCUAUUUAAAGGUAAACAGGAUUUCCUUUUAAGUUGGACGAAUCUUAGUUGAUUACUAGUAGAUGUUUCCCUUUCCCCAACUAAAACUGUAUUUUGUGUUUUUUAGAAGUUUGCUUCAGAAUCAAUAAACUGUUUGAUAUGA
Messenger RNA from Elgaria multicarinata webbii, 1667 nucleotides. It is a transcript of the gene RPS27L, whose product is annotated as ribosomal protein S27 like. Gene Ontology annotation, molecular function: RNA binding; structural constituent of ribosome. The record is from RefSeq and is a predicted model, not a curated record. Lineage: Eukaryota; Metazoa; Chordata; Lepidosauria; Squamata; Anguidae. Gene Ontology annotation, cellular component: ribosome; cytosolic small ribosomal subunit. Gene Ontology annotation, biological process: ribosomal small subunit assembly; translation. The transcript has 4 exons. The coding region runs from base 66 to 320 and encodes 84 amino acids.